Molecule: messenger RNA, 3021 nt
Organism: Hylaeus anthracinus
Lineage: Eukaryota; Metazoa; Arthropoda; Insecta; Hymenoptera; Colletidae
Exons: 8
Coding region: 139-2946 (935 amino acids)
Biological process (GO): carbohydrate metabolic process
Cellular component (GO): nucleus; cytoplasm
Molecular function (GO): beta-N-acetylhexosaminidase activity; protein binding
Source: RefSeq, a predicted model, not a curated record
AACGCCAGCGCCAGCAAUAUGAUGAACAAGUUCAGUGAUAUGUUUGGCAUAAUCUUCGAUAGCUGACAUUCAAGUUAUUUUUCGUAUAAUGUUGUACGUACAAUACACAAGUUUGAUAUGACAUAAGAACAAGCAGAGAUGCAAGACAUUUGCGAAAAUAUUCGUACAGCUAUUGAACAUGGACGUACCGAUAUAAUUAGAUCCCUUUUAGAUGCAUGUGAAAAUGGUAAUACAGCCGAUGGUAUAACAAGAGACAAAAUCCUAAAUCAACCACUCUUGGAAGAAGGUACUUUUCUUUCAUACGCUGCAAAGACUAAUCAGCCAGAUAUAGUACGUACAUUAUUAAGUUGUGGUGCUAAUCCUGCCAUUCAAAACACCAAUGGGCAUAAUGCUGUAGAUGUUGCAUCAAGCGAUGCAAUACGUCGUACAUACAUUGAAGAAUUAUUGAGAGCAACUGCUGCAUCCGAGAUAGACAGGGUAGUGCAAUUAUUAGAUGCAGGAUUAAAUGUAAAUUCAUGGGACUCUCAUGGCAGUAAAAAUACACCUUUACAUUGGGCAGCUUGUUAUGGAAACAAAGAUAUUGUCACAUAUUUAAUUGAUAGAGGAGCAGAUGUAAAUGCUGUAAAUGGCUGUGGUGCUACACCAUUACAUGAUGCAGUAAAUCGUGGUGAUGUUGCUAUCUGUCAAGAAUUAUUACAAGCGGGUGCAAAUCCUCUUGUACGAGCAUCUAAGGGAACCUUUGCAGGGAAGACCCCAUAUGAUCUUUCCAGGGGGAAACAACCUUUGCAUUGUUUUAUUCAGAGUUAUUUAUCAAACUUUGUAUCAAAUGAGAGUGAAGCAAUGCAUAGCCCCACUGCAUCAUUCACAGAAGGAAAUUUUUGUCACAAAAGCAUUUCAAGUAAUAUGAGUCAACUUUCCAUAGAAUCUAAUAAAUCAAUAGAUCCUGUGUACGAUAUACCUUUACGCGAAUCAGGAAAAGAUAGUCCAACUAAAAGUGCAGAAAAAGAUGGGCUGUAUAGUUUACUCUGGCCGCAACCGAAAACCGUUGUUGAAUUAAAAAAUUUGUCUGCACCUUUUAUUGCUGGGAAAGAGCUUUUUAUAUCUCUAACACAGGGUAGUGAAUCUAUACACAAAAUACUAGAUGUUUGGGAAAUUAGCAGGACUCAUUUAUUGGAGUUGGGUCAUGAUGUAAAAAUUGGUGAAGUGCAUCCCAGCUCUGGCAAGUUACUUAAUGACAAUGGAAUCGAAUGUAUAGUAAAUAAAAAGUUAUUUAAUAAACCUGAUGGGUAUCAGUUACACAUCUCACAGAACACUAUUAAAGUUGGUGCUGGAAGUUUAGCUGGAUUACAUUACGCAGUUUGCACAUUCGUACAAAUUUUGCGAUUAAGUAAAAAUCACAGUAGGCCAGAUGCAUGUGAAAUUGAACCUGUUUUUAUAAAAGAUGAACCGAGAUUCUCGCACCGUGGUAUAUUGUUAGAUAUAUCACCGAGAGGUCGCAUACCUACGUUAGAAUAUUUACUACACAUGAUCGAUUUAUGGUCAUCCUUUAAAAUAUCCUAUUUGCAUCUCUAUUCGAGACUUACUCCAAAUUGUGAUUGGCAACUUUGUUAUUCAAAAUCUGAAAUGGUUACUCUUGACCGUUACUGCAGGGAUCGACAUUUAUAUUUAGUUCCAACUUUAGAUGUUGAUUCUAAUGUAGGUCAACAUCAUUUAUCACAAAUGUGGCCUAUAUUCCAAGAAUUAUUAGCAGUAUUUCCAAGUUUAAGUUAUGUCCAUGUUGGGCCUAGAUUAGCUAGUUUACUCGUUCAAGCAGAUAAUUUUGAUUUGAAUUUGUCGAUUAACGAAACUAUAGAAACAGAUAUGUCGGAAGUAUACAAAUCGUAUUCUUGUCUUCAAGAAUUAUGGCAUAUUUUAAAUUUGAGUUCAAGUACAACUUUGCUACUUUGUUCAAAUGGUUUACAUUCCAAGCCAGAAUUUCAUAAUAUACCUAACAACAUUAUUCUUGUUGAAUAUGGAUUUCAGGCAGAUUAUGAUUUUUCUGAGUGGACAGAAGCAUUUAGAAUAGCGGGUGGUAAUGUUUUACCGAGUUCGGGAACAGCCAGUUAUAAUAGUUUAGCAGGAUGUCCAGCAUCAACUUAUGCAAAUACAAAACAUGCAGUGAAAACUUCUCUGGAGCAGGAUUCAGUAGGCAUAGUAGUAGCACAUUGGUCUGGGAGUCAUCAUCUUACUCCACAUCCCUUUGCUUGGAUUGGAUAUUUAAUAGCAGCAGGAUUGUCAUGGAAUCCAGCUAGCGAAAUAGAAAUGGGCGUCGAUGACAAUUACGAAAUAUCUGAAGUGUUUGGAUCAAAGCAAAAGUGUAUUACAAAGCUGCUAGAUAUUCAUAUUUUCCAAGAUUCAGAAUGUAAGUUUGGAAAUGCAAUACUAGAAUUGGGACGUUUAGAUACUUUGGUACUUACUUUAAGUAAGAAUCAAGGAGCAAAACAUUUACAACAAAUUCCCGAUAAUCGAGGAUCGGCAUUGUAUAGAUUAUUAACAGAUCCAGAUAAUGUUAAUUUGGAAUACCUUUCAUCUGAUUUAUUUGCAAAAGUGACAAAACAAAUUAAACGCAUUUCGCAUUCAUUGUACGAGGUCAACUUAUCAUCAAAAUUUGCGUCAAUGGAAAUACAAGAACUUCAAUUGACCGCUGAUUUAAUGUUAACGGCAUGCAAAAUUGGGAGAACGUUAAUUGGCGUUGGCGUUAAUCCUAAUAGCAAUAUGGGUCUUGCAGUAAUUAAUUUGGGAGUAUGUAAUCUGCCACCUACAUUUAGAACCGAUGUAGCAAAUAAAAUGUUGGCACACAUAGAACAGUAUAAAGGUGCAUGGUUACAAAGGCAUUUACCUCAGGGCCUUCAAAGCUCUUUACUAGUCCUGACUAGUGCUUUACAUAGGUUUGUACCAGAAUCAUAAUUUUUCGAACUUUUAAAAGAUAAAAGACUUUUCAUAUUUAUAUAUAACAAGUAUCAGUUCCUGCUAUACAAACCU